CCUUCACCGGAACCCGCCGCCAGUCCCUGUCGCUCCCGUCCCUGUGAAGGGAGCGGCUUCUAACAGACGGCGCUGGGCUGACUCUCCAUCAUGCCAGGCCUGCUUAGUCUCCCAACAUUCUGCCACUUCCUUCUCCCCUGGGCCCUCGCCAUCUUCCACAAAGCGCUGGGGGACCUAGCACCCCACCCCGGCCCCCACUACCUCCUGCCCCCCAUCCACGAGGUCAUUCACUCUCGUCGUGGGGCCACGGCCACGCUGCCUUGCGUCCUGGGCGCCCCGCCUCCCAGCUACAAGGUCCGCUGGAGCAAAGUGGAACCGGGGGAGCUCCGGGAAACGCUGAUCCUCAUCACCAACGGCCUGCACGCCCGGGGCUACGGGCCCCUGGGGGGGCGCGCCAGGAUGCGGAGGGGGCAUCGGCUGGACGCCUCCCUGGUCAUCGCGGACGUGCGUCUGGAGGACGAGGGCAGGUACCGCUGUGAACUCAUCAACGGCAUCGAGGAUGAGAGCGUGGCGCUGACCCUGCGCCUGGAGGGUGUGGUGUUCCCGUACCAGCCCAGCCGGGGCCGGUACCAGUUCAAUUACUACGAGGCGAAACAGGCGUGCGAGGAGCAGGACGGGCGUCUGGCCACCUACGCCCAGCUGUACCAGGCGUGGACCGAGGGCCUGGACUGGUGCAACGCCGGCUGGCUGCUCGAGGGCUCCGUGCGCUACCCCGUGCUCACCGCGCGCGCCCCGUGCGGUGGCCCGGGGAGGCCCGGGAUCCGCAGCUACGGGCCCCGCGACCGGAAGCGCGACCGCUACGACGCCUUCUGUUUCACUUCGGUGACUGCAGGCCACGUGUUCUUCGUGCCCGGGCGGCUGACGCUGUCUGAAGCGCACGCGGCGUGCCGGCGGCGCGGGGCCACGGUGGCCAAGGUCGGGCACCUCUAUGCCGCCUGGAAGUUCUCGGGGCUGGACCAGUGCGACGGCGGCUGGCUGGCGGACGGCAGCGUGCGCUUCCCCAUCACUUCGCCGCGGCCGCGCUGCGGGGGCCUCCCCGACCCCGGCGUGCGCAGCUUCGGCUUCCCGCGGGCGCAGCAGGCGGCCUUCGGGACGUACUGCUACUCGGAGUAGGGCCGCCGCGGCCCCCGUCCCGCAGCCUGCCACGGUCGGGGUCCCGGGGUCCCAGGGUCCCGGCCGGGCGGGGGAGGGGAGGUGGCGGCGCCCUGCGAGAGGGGGGACACACCCCCCCCCCCCCGGACGCUCGCACCCGGACCGGCGGCCGUUCGCGCGCUCCCGCGGCCGCUGCUGGGGGAGGGCGAGCGCCCGGGGCAUUAACCCACUUCUGUACACAGCAGUUAAGUAACUUGAGGACUUUGUGUGUCGAGGCGGGGCGGGGGUGGGGGUGGGCACGGGGUGGCCUUGGGCCCAUCCGGCCGACCACGCUCCCGGGGAGACGGUCAGAGGUGGGGCCCCUGCCGCUGGGAGCGAGCCUGCCGGACGGCGGGGGUCCCGAGGAGGGGGCCCCAGAGGUCGAGGGGGACUGCGAGCACCGCGGGCGGCAGAACCCGGGGACGACGCGGGAGAACGCGGGGUGCUGUUGCGCCGGGCGCCACGCGGGGGCGCCACGCACCCACCGGAGACUGUGGUUCAGCUCGGCCCGAGCGCUCCAAACCCUCAGGCCUGCCCGCUGGGCACCACGGAACGAGCAAAGAUGAGCCUAGACAUAUUUCACAAUGUGUUUGUAUCCUGCCAGUCUCCUACCCUGUGUAGGAAACUCGUAGCGUUGUUCCGCCGACGGGAAGCUGACCCGUGCUCGGGGAGGAGGCGGCCAACACCAGCACCAGCUAAGGCCACCAGCCACCUGCCGGGCUGAGCCUUGAGGGGACUGUGUGUCCGGCAGCCGCGAGGCGAAGCGGGGAGCUGGACCGGGAGCAUUCUUAACAUCCGGCUGCGGGAAACAGACCGGGAACUCAAGACACAAGCUCAAUUCUCAUUAAUUCGUUUUUCUUUAAUAUGUAUACUAUUUUAAUUAAUUGACUAAUUCGUUUGUUUAUUCAUUUUACUGUUCAAGCAAUCUAACUGCACCGCAACAAGCUUGGGCUAGUGACUAACCACUGGAGCAAAGGGUAUGAACUUUCUCAUGGUGCUUGAUAUAUAUGUUGUAAAACUGCUUUCCGUGAGGGUUCUUGGCUGUAAUUGUUAAAGGGAAGUCAUCUCAUGGGGUUUUAUAUAAAGGACAACGAAUGAUCAAA
Molecule: messenger RNA, 2234 nt
Organism: Neofelis nebulosa (Clouded leopard)
Lineage: Eukaryota; Metazoa; Chordata; Mammalia; Carnivora; Felidae
Gene: HAPLN2
Product: hyaluronan and proteoglycan link protein 2
Exons: 6
Coding region: 91-1113 (340 amino acids)
Biological process (GO): cell adhesion
Molecular function (GO): hyaluronic acid binding
Source: RefSeq, a predicted model, not a curated record